AUCAACAAAGCCUGCUGAGACAGAAGAUAAACCAAUCACAUUCACUUCCGUUUCAUGCACAUGCACAGAGAGACUGAGACACUCCGACAGACAGAGACUGGAUGCUCUGCGUCUGAGACCCACAGUUCUUCAUUUCGUGUAGAACUCACAGGAACAAUGAAGAAUCGCUUUGCUUUGCCCUCCUGUUUGCUGCUGCUUUGGACUUUCACAGUGUUUGUCAGCUGUGCAGAAAAAGUUCCAGAUUCCAUAAUAACAGUGACUGAGCUCGCUGAGGGAAUUAAAGUGACUUGUCCUGACGGGCAUACGUUUAAAAAACACAAUGAUACUGUAGAACUAAAGCGUCAAACUAAAGAUGAGUAUACAGGAGAGUACACAUGCACGAAGACUGACGACACUAGUAAAUAUGUAACAAUCUUCGUGAAGUUUCGCAGCUGUGACAACUGUGUAGAGCUUGACAUAAUGUCCACAGUGGGCAUGGUCAUAGGAAAUGUGGUGGCCACCAUUGUGAUUGGAGUGGGUGUCUAUCUCCUCGCCUCUCAGACUCGGACCGGCCCCGUCGUCUCUAACAGAAAGAGUAAAAGCUCUGACAGACAGCAUCUUGUUACUGAAAGCAGAGGACCGUCCAAUGACCACUAUCAGCCUCUGAGGAGAGCUGGCCAGAGAGAUACAUAUGACGAACUUGUCCACAGAAAAUAAACAGAAGGAUGCUCACUGGGUCCAUCGCUGGAAAUUGAAGGUCCAAGAGUCCUCGCAUCUGAAACAUCCGACAGAGGGAAAAACUGUUUCCAGGGUUUAUGUUUAGCUUGGUUUAUGCCCAUUUCUAAUGUAAAGUCUCUUUCAGCUUUAUUUUCAUUAUGCUUGUAUGAUGAUGCUUUUCAGAGGCCGGAAAAUUCGAGGCAGAAUAUUAACUGUUGUAUUAUUUUUGUUUAUUAAUGAAAUUGGUGCCAAAAUGAAAAACUCAAGGACUAAAAUUGACUGCGUUGUCUUGUUAUGCUAUUGCUAGUGGUAAAUACUUCUCUAAUACUUUUCUUUGGUACAAUUUUAAGGUAACUGCUAUAUUAUACUUCAGUCCUAAUGUACAAAUGAGCUUUAUACUGUGCUUUUUAGUACCCUAUAUUGUAAUGGCAUCACCAAAAUUGUGUUUUAAUGAUAACUGUGACAUUUAAAAAAUAAAUAUUAACAUUGUGUAAGUAAUGUGCAUGUAAUAAUAUAAAGAAAAUAAAAAUAAAAUAAAACAAAAGAUCUCACACAUUCAACAAAAUUAUAGAUAAAUUUGA
Molecule: messenger RNA, 1277 nt
Organism: Oreochromis aureus
Lineage: Eukaryota; Metazoa; Chordata; Actinopteri; Cichliformes; Cichlidae
Product: T-cell surface glycoprotein CD3 gamma chain-like
Exons: 7
Coding region: 55-696 (213 amino acids)
Biological process (GO): positive thymic T cell selection; cell surface receptor signaling pathway
Cellular component (GO): external side of plasma membrane; alpha-beta T cell receptor complex
Molecular function (GO): transmembrane signaling receptor activity
Source: RefSeq, a predicted model, not a curated record